AUGUUAGAAAUACAAUAAAAUACAAACUAAAAUUAAAGAGGGGAUCAAUAAUCUCCAUUAAACAAAGAGCCUCUCAAGGAAAUUAAUUAUGAUAUUGAAAUGCAAAAUAAAAAGGAUUAAACUACAAAGCAAGUAAAUAAUCCUAAUGUAGAUGAAGAAAAAUAAGAACUUAAAACUGUCACUUUUAUAUAAAUGUUGAGAUAUGCUAAUAAAACUGAUUGGGUUCUUAUGGUAAUAGGAAGUAUUGCUUCAAUGGCAAACGGUGUAGCCUUCCCUAUGUUUGCACUUAUUUUUGGGUAGAUGACAGAUUCUUUUGGCCCUAAUGCAACUGGUGAUGAUUUGGUUGAUGCUGCUGGUAAGCAAUCUUUAUACUUCUUCCUUAUUGGUGUUGGUAGCUUCAUAAUGAGUUGGAUUUAGCUUGGAUGUUGGAUGAUAUCAGGAGAAAGAUAAUCAAUUAAGUUUCGUUAGGAGUAUUUCAAAGCAAUUAUUAAUUAAGAAAUAGGGUGGUUUGAUUAAAUUAAUGCAAACGAACUAGCAAGUAAAAUAGCUACUGAAAGCUCAUAAAUAUAAGGUGCUCUUGGUGAAAAAGUCCCUACAUUUUUGAUGAGUAUUUGCAUGACUAUUGGUGGGUUUGCAGUUGGAUAUAUUAGAGGUUGGUAAAUGGCUUUAGUUACUACUGCUGCUCUACCUGUACUAAUUAUAGGUGCAAUUUCUUAUACUAUGGUUAUCUAAUAAUCUCAAAAGAAGAUAUCUGGAGCCUAUCAAACAUCUGGAGGUUUAGCAGAAUAAAGUUUAAAUUCUGUCAAGACAAUAAAAUCCUUAACAGGAGAGGAAUUUGAAUUGCAGUAAUACUCAAGAAGCUUAGUUUAAGCCUUUAAAAUCGCUUGCAAAUAUGGCGCUUACGCUGGAGCUGGCAUAGGGUUGACUCUUUUAACAAUGUUUUUGGACUAUGCUUUAAGUUUUUGGUAUGGCUCUAAGCUGAUUGCUGAUGGCACAGUUAAUGAUAUUGAAAAUCGUGUUUACACUUAGGGAGAUAUUUUUGUUAUAUUUUCAUCUAUAUUGAUUGGUGGCUUUUCAAUUGCAUAAGUUGGUCCUUGUCUGAAAAAUUUUGAAAUAGGAAAAUAAGCUGCAUAAAAAAUAUUUUAUGUUAUUGACAGAAAGCCACUUAUUUAAAUACCCUAAAACGCAAGCAAAAUAUCUAAUUUGUAAGGAAAGAUUUAAUUUAACUGUGUGGAAUUUAACUAUCCUGCCAAAAAAGACAUUCCUGUUCAUAGAAAAUUAAGCUUAACUAUCUAGCCAAAUAAAAAAACAGCUCUUGUUGGAGAAUCUGGGUGUGGUAAAUCCACUGUCAUGCAACUUCUCUUACGUUUUUAUGAUCCAGAUAAUGGUUCUGUAACAAUAGAUGGAUAAGACGUUAAAUCUCUUGAUUUCAGAUGGUUAAGAAAUCGUGUUGGGUAUGUUGGAUAAGAGCCAGUGCUAUUUGCUACAACAAUCCGUGAAAAUUUGAAAUUCGGUAAAGAAGAUGCAACAGAAGAAGAAAUGAUACAAGCACUUAAAUAAGCGAAUGCUUGGGAGUUUGUAUAGCUUUUAGAAAAUAAGUUGGACACUUAUGUUGGUAAUGCAGGUAGUUAAAUAUCAGGAGGGUAAAAAUAAAGAAUUUGUAUAGCUCGUGCUAUACUGAAAAACCCUUAAAUUCUUUUACUUGAUGAAGCAACUAGUGCUUUAGAUAGAAAAAAUGAAGCCAUGAUUUAGUAGACCUUAGAUGAAAUUUCUAAAGGAAGAACAACAAUAGUAAUAGCUCAUAGACUAUCUACUGUAAAAAAUGCUGAUGAAAUUUUGGUACUAGAUUAAGGUAAACUUGUAGAGUAAGGUACCUAUGAGCAAUUAAUAGAAUCACAUGGAAAAUUUGAGGCUUUAGCUAAAAAUCAAAUAUAAAAGGAGAUGGAGGAAAAAUAAGAAAAGAAAAAUAAAAAGGUUUUAAAUGAAAAAUCUCAUGAUGAAAACGAAAUUAUUAGAAAGUAAAGCAGUAGCCAUACUCAAAACAAUCAAAGAAAAUCCUCAAUUACGAGAAAAAUAUCUGAGAAUCAAUCUAAAGAGCAAGAAAUUUAAGAGGAAAAAGAAAAAAGAGAACUAAAGCUCAAACAAAAAAAGGAAGAUGAUUAACUUUUUAACAGGUUAUUCGAAAUGAAUAAGCCUGAAAGAAAGUAUUUUUAUGCUGGUAUGGUCUUUACUUUAGCAAAUGGUGUUUGCUUUCCAUUGAGUGGUUUGAUUCUUGGUGAAUUUAUUGAUGUCUUGGCCAAACCUGAUGCUAGUGAUUUUAGAUCAAAAGCAGGCUUGCUUUCAAUUUACUUUGUUAUAUUAGGUGCUAUUUCUCAAGUACUCUCAAUUUUCUAGCAUUCACUUUUUACAAGAGUUGGUGAAGGUUUAACUUUAAGAGUAAGAUAAGAAUUGCUUAAAAAGAUGCUUAAAAUGCCAGGAGGGUGGUUUGAUAAACCUGAAAAUAAUCCAGGUACUUUGAGUGCACGUUUAGCAUCUGAUGCUUAAUUAAUAAAUGGCCUAACAUCAAAUAUUAUUUCUGUUUAAAUUUCAAAUUUUUCAUCUUUGGUGACAGGUUUAGUAAUUGCAUUUGUUAUGUCAUGGAGAGUAGCAUUAGUGUCAGUAGCGGUGUGUCCCCUUAUAGUAAUUGCAGGCACCAUAUAAGCUAAGUAGGUAGAAGGAUUCAGCGAAGGUAGUGACAAAGCCUACAAAGAUUCUAGUAUGAUCAUUAUGGAGGCGGUAACAAAUAUCAGAACAGUUGCUUCUUUCUCAAAUGAAAAAAAGUUAUGCUUUUUCCUUUCUGAGACAUUAAAAAAGCCUUACAAAUUAUCUUUCAAAAAAGGGCACAUAUCUGGAAUAGCUUUUGGAUUUUCUUAAUUAGCAACCUUCUCUGUUUAUGCUAUUAUUUUUAUUUGUAGCGCAGUUUUCGUUAGAGAUUACGGAGUUACAGCUCGUGAAAUGUUUGUUUCUAUCUUUGCUAUAUUAAAUGCUGCUGCUGCAGUUGGAAAUAAUAACCAUUUUAUGGGAGAUGUUGGUGCAACUAAAGCUGCUUGCAGAGAAAUAUUUAAAAUCCUUGAUUCUGAUGAUGAAAUAUAAAUCUAGUAAAAGCAUCGUAAAAAUCUUAAAAUGGACGAUCAUCCCUUAGUUACAAAAAAAGUUUUUGGAGAAAUUGAAUUUAAAGAUGUUUCAUUCAAGUAUCCUACCAGAGAUGCUUAAAUAUUUAAAAAUUUAUCAUUUAAAAUACAUGCUGGAUAGAAAGUUGCAUUUGUUGGUCCAAGUGGAUCUGGUAAAUCUUCUAUAUUGUAGUUAUUGUUGAGAUUCUAUGACGACUAUGAAGGUUAAAUUUUGGUUGAUGGAGAAGAUAUUAGAAAUUAUGAUAUUAAAGAAUUUAGAAAAAAUUUUGGUGUUGUGAGCUAGGAGCCUAUUCUAUUUAAUGGCACAAUAGCUGAAAAUAUUAAAUACAACACUGCUGAUGUAACUAUGGAUGACAUCAGGGAAGCAGCUCAUAAAGCAAAUGCACUUUCAUUCAUAGAAACAGAUGAGAGUGAAGAACAAGAAUUAACUGAUAAAAAUGUUAAUUAGCAUAAAAGUGGUAGAGGGUUUGAUAAGAAAGUUGGGCUUAAGGGAAGUUAAAUUUCAGGAGGAUAAAAAUAAAGAAUUGCAAUAGCUAGAGCUGUGAUUAAAAAUCCUAACAUAAUGCUUCUAGAUGAAGCUACUAGUGCCCUCGAUUAUGAAAAUGAGAAAAUUGUUUAAGAAGCUUUAAAUAAAGUUAUGAAAGGAAAAACGAGUUUGUGUGUAGCUCACAGAUUAUCUACUAUAGCUGAUAGCGAUUAAAUCUUUGUAAUUGAAGGCGGUAAGCUUGUUGAAUAAGGAACCUAUGAACAACUUAUGUCCAAAAAAGAAUAUUUUUAUAGAUUAAAUGCAAAUUGA
Tetrahymena thermophila SB210 is the source of this 3966-nucleotide messenger RNA. Its product is annotated as ABC transporter B family protein. The record is from RefSeq and is a predicted model, not a curated record. The transcript is spliced from 4 exons. Lineage: Eukaryota; Ciliophora; Oligohymenophorea; Hymenostomatida; Tetrahymenidae. Gene Ontology annotation, cellular component: membrane. Gene Ontology annotation, molecular function: ATP hydrolysis activity; ABC-type transporter activity; ATP binding. Gene Ontology annotation, biological process: transmembrane transport.